CAUAAGUUAACCUUAAAAUUACAUUUGUCAAAGGUAGAGAUCUUUACUUCACCACCAUGUUUCUGGCUUCACUUGCCACGUUGGUUCUUAUUACCUUCACUCUGAGUUCCGGGAAGAUGAAAGCUGAAGAGCCGAGAACAAGGGAGAUGCCUGAUAUGUCUUCAUCAUCUUCUGUCUCGUUCCACGACGGCAAUGAUGAGCAUGCUGUAGACGACAUGGUGGGCAUCAUGACCCACUGUAAUGAGACGUUCCGGUUUGAUCCCGCCUACUGGCAGUCUCUGAAUGAGAGCGGCACCUUUCCUGAUGAAAAUGAUAAAAAUCCGAAGUGUUUCAUCCGCUGCGUGCUGGAAGGUACCAGGGUAGCAUCGCUGGACAGCGUGUUCGACGCGGCGCGGGCGGCGGUGGUGUUCGCGGGGGAGAGGGGAGGGCGGUACAUGGACGACCUCGAGACUCUGGCCAGGGACUGCGCUGAUGACCGACGAGAGACCUGCAAGUGCGAGCGUGCGUACGGAUUCAUGAAGUGCCUGAUGGAGGCUGAAAUAGAAAAGUACGAAGUUUAUAAGGCAGACGACAGCUAAAAAAGACUGAAAACGGCUUUUCUUAUUACUAAUAGUUUCAGGAACUUUGAUUUAUCAAGAAAAGAUACUUAUACCUACUGAAAGUGCUUUUAAAAUAGGCCUGAAACUUUUAAAAGAAAUCGAAUCGGCUAUGACUUAAUGGACAUGAUAAUUGCAAUAGAAAUGUAGAUUUAGACGGAAAGUUAUUUAUAAAAUUAAUCCUAUUUUCCAGAUAAUAAAGUGUAAUGCAACAUAA
Molecule: messenger RNA, 813 nt
Organism: Plutella xylostella (diamondback moth)
Lineage: Eukaryota; Metazoa; Arthropoda; Insecta; Lepidoptera; Plutellidae
Gene: Obp84a
Product: Odorant-binding protein 84a
Molecular function (GO): odorant binding
Source: RefSeq, a predicted model, not a curated record